Eruca vesicaria subsp. sativa (arugula) is the source of this 1968-nucleotide messenger RNA. The record is from the annotation of a GenBank genome assembly. NCBI's taxonomy places the organism in Eukaryota, Viridiplantae, Streptophyta, Magnoliopsida, Brassicales, Brassicaceae.
ACUCGAUUAAUACGACGGCGUAUAAAGGAAGCUUCUCACUGUCAGUAUCAUCAUCUUCUUCCUCUCGGAACGGAAACAAAAAAAAAAAAUUGCUUUCACACUCUCUCUUUCUCUCAAGGGUUUCAUUUUCCCGUGCAUUAUAGACGAAAAACAUGGCUCCUAAAACGGAUAACACCGAAGCGAUCGUACUCAACUUCGUAAACGAGCAAAACCGACCUCUAAACACUCAAAACGCAGCGGAUGCUCUACAAAAGUUCAACCUCAAGAAGACUGCUGUUCAGAAAGCGCUUGAUAGCCUCGCUGAUGCUGGCAAAAUCACGUUCAAGGAGUAUGGUAAGCAGAAGCUGUACAUUGCUAGGCAAGACCAGUUCGAGAUUCCAAACAGUGAGGAGCUUGCUCUCAUGAAAGAAGAGAACGCGAAGCUUCAAGAACAGGUUCAAGAGAAGAGGAAGAGUAUUAGUGAAGUGGAGUCAGAGAUAAAGAGCUUGCAGUCAAACUUGACACUAGAGGAGAUACAAGAGAAAGAUGCUAAGCUUAGGAAAGAGGUUAAGGAAAUGGAAGAGAAGCUGAUCAAGCUACGUGAAGGUGUUACAUUGGUGAGGCCGGAAGACAAGAAGGCUGUUGAAGAUAUGUACUCUGACAAGAUUAAUCAGUGGCGAAAGCGUAAGAGGAUGUUCAGAGACGUUUGGGAUACUGUCACUGAGAAUUUCCCCAGAGAUAUCAAGGAGUUUAAGGAGGAGCUUGGUGUUGAAUAUGAUGAAGAUGUCGGCCUAAGUCUGCAGGCAUAUUCUGACCUGAUUCCGCAUGGUAAAAAGAGGGGCAGAGGGCAGUGACUUACAGGUUCCCUUACCUCAGUGGACGUAGAAGAAGCUUCUUCUAGUUUCAGAACGAUGUUAUUUUCUGCAGCAAUCUCCUUCAAAACCUUCAUCCUAACAUCUCUUUGUGGAUGUCUUGUCGACAACUUCUGAAUUAUCUAUAGUAGUAACACCAAAAACAAACACCUCAGUAAGUAUUUUGUUCUGUAUUUAGAGAUAUCUAUACAAUAUAAGGUGUUUGAAUAUAUUAUUUGGUUGAAUGAAUCAAAGUUGGUUACUUUUGGAUUAACCCCACAAUUACUCCGCAACUCAAUGGACCUAGCAGCGAUAUCUUUGCCAAAACACGAAACCAAAACGUUACGAAUCUCUUGAAGCUCAGGAAACUCUCCAAUUCUAGAAGCUGCAAAGAGCAAACUCGUAACAGCUUCUAGAAGCUCAUCAGGGCAAUCUCUGUUGUGUUCGAAGAGUUGAACACGGUCGAGCAAGAGAGUGAAGUAGCCAUGGAGGAAGAAGAGAACGUCGAGUGUGUUUUGUUCUUUAAUGACUUGGUCGACUCUGUGGUAAGCGUUCUCGUGUUGCCCAAGCUUAAGAAGCUCGGUGACAUCAGAGGUGGCUUGAGAGCAUCGAACUUGACGUUGGUUCUUGAGAAUAGAGAGCCUAGUGAGAGCUAAGUUGAGUAGAGACUUGAACUUUUUGGUUUUGAAAGUCCGACCAAGCAAAGCGUCUAGCUUCUUCCCCAUUUGCACUCAACAAGCUGAAGAGGAGAUGAUUAGAGAAUAUAGUGGUUUAAGUGAUUUUAUUAGAAUGAGCGUGUAUAUAUGGAAGAAAAGAUAGACGCGUUACGAGUUACAACGAUUCACGACUUAGCAACGGAGUUGGAAAAAAACGACCCAACUGAAGAAAAAGUUUGGGGUCCGUGAUUAUAAAAACGAAAAGGACCACUUCUGAAAAUCGUGCGCAGAGGGUUAAUUAUCUUUUGAUUACGCGAGGAUUAGUUAUCUUUUGAUUAACGCGGUGAUUAAUUAUCUUUUACAUUAAACAUAUCAAAAUGAGUAACAUAUGAGAAGUUACUCUUUGUUUUUCUAUUCUUUUUGUCUAGCUGAUGUGAAUAUUACUUUUUAUACAUGUAUAUACCUUCAUAAUUAAAAAUCUC